This is a messenger RNA of Malania oleifera, 2504 nucleotides long. RefSeq lists its product as uncharacterized. Gene Ontology annotation, molecular function: ATP binding; ATP hydrolysis activity. The record is from RefSeq and is a predicted model, not a curated record. Bases 741 to 2234 code for a protein of 497 amino acids. Lineage: Eukaryota; Viridiplantae; Streptophyta; Magnoliopsida; Santalales; Ximeniaceae. Gene Ontology annotation, cellular component: mitochondrion; chloroplast; cytoplasm. The transcript is spliced from 17 exons.
UUUUGGUAUGUGAGGAGGGCAGUGCGGGCGAAAGGGCGGGGCUGAGGGGCGCUUUCGUCUUUUCCCGGAGCCUAUUGUUUUCCCCACACGUCGUGAAGCCUGAUGAGGCCUCGGUCGGAGAGAGUAGCUGUGGGGGUGCCGGCUACUAGACUAGUGGGUGGAGCGCCUUCAACUGGGGGCGUUGAUCGGGUGCCGGUGAUCUGAUCGCGGGCCUUGUUUCCACAGAGAAGCCCUAGGGAGGCCUUCUAUGUUUUGGACAAAGGAGUGAGGGAAGUGGGAAGCUUUUAUGGGUAGUAGUGAUGGUCGUGGUGGCCAAUGGCUAGACUCUCGCUUGUACUUCAUGACUAAGCACAAAAACAGAGAGAGAGAGAGAGACUAUGGGGCAAUGGCACGGUGGUGACUGGUGGCUAAGCACUGAACCAGAGAGAGAAAGGGACAGCAGGCACUGACCCGAGAGGAGACACAGCGGCCGGAGAAGUGCGAAUGUGCAGGCAGGGUGUUGGUGAAGGAAGAAGGAGAAUAAUGUAGGAGGAAGGAGGAAGUUAUGUAAUGCAGGAGGAAGGAGGAAGUUAUGGAGGAAGUCGCAUGGAGACAAUCGUAGGGAAGUUUUUAUCUAUUUUGAAAGAACUGGGUUGUUGAAGGAUUUUGAUUAUAUGAGAGUUUAAACCACACCUUGGAGCUUCUUUACAAUUGGAUCAUUAAAUUUCUGCAACUUCUUCAUUUGAGAUCCUGCUUUAGAGAUGAGAACAGUUGUUCAGUCCAUUCGCCAAUUUCGGUUGGCGUUUCGGCAUCGAGGCAAUAAUCAGUUCGGUUAUCGGCAAAAGCAUUUGAUAGAUACCAAUCAUAGUUCUGUUCACAACUCCACUCAUAAUAUUUCGACCAAAAGAUUUUUAUACCCCUCUUGUAUGAUCAGAAGAGCACUUCUCACUGGUGCUGCCAAAGUUGCUAGUGGAGAUGAAAAUAAAGCAGGGCCUCUUAUAGAGUAUGAACGGAGAAUUGCUGCAGGUGAACUUGUGGAUGGUGAUAGCUGUCAGGUAGGAACAUUGAGAGAACUUCAAAGACUCUAUGACGAGCUUGCCGAGUCAGUUGAUACCUGUCGGCUGGAUCGCUACACGGCCUCUGAGAAAUCUGGGAGGAGUAGGUGGUUGUGGUCCCGUUUCAUGCCACAGUCUUCAUACUCACCUGUGAAAGGACUCUAUCUUUAUGGGGGAGUGGGCACCGGAAAAACCAUGUUGAUGGACUUGUUUUUUGAUCAAUUGCCAUUCAACUGGAGGAAAAAGAGAAUCCAUUUUCAUGACUUCAUGUUGAAUGUUCAUGCCCGUCUGCAAAGGCACAAGGGAGUGGCAGAUCCACUUGAAGUUGUUGCAGGAGAGAUAUCUGAUGACUCAAUGUUAUUGUGUCUGGAUGAAUUUAUGGUUACAGAUGUUGCUGAUGCAUUAAUACUAAACCGUCUUUUUGGGCAUCUAUUUAGCAAUGGUGUUAUUCUAGUUGCCACUUCAAAUCGUGCUCCAGACAACCUGUAUGAAGGUGGAUUGCAGAGGGAUCUUUUUGUACCCUUCAUUUCAAGUUUGAAGGAAAGAUGCGUAGCUCAUGAAAUUGGUUCAUCAGUAGAUUACCGAAAAAUGACUUCGGCUGAGCAAGGUUUCUACUUUGUUGGGGUAGAGUCGUCAGCCUUUCUGAAGAAAAAGUUUCAAAAUAUAAUCGGGGAACAUACAGCUAGCCCACAAGAGGUUGAAGUUGUCAUGGGUAGGACAUUGCAGGUUCGAUUGGGUGCUAAUGGGUGUGCAUAUUUUCCUUUCGAGGAUCUUUGUGAUAAACCUCUUGGAGCUGCAGACUAUUUUGGAUUGUUCAGGAAAUUUCAUACCCUAGCACUUGAGGGUGUGCCAAUGUUUGGGCUCCACAAUAGGGCAGCAGCUUAUCGGUUUGUCACUCUAGUAGAUGUGAUGUAUGAGAACAAGGCCAGACUUUUGUGUACGGCAGAGGGGAGCCCAAUUGAACUUUUUGACAGGAUUGUAACAAUCUAUGAUGCCCAACAUAUGGCACCCAGAACUGCUUCAAGAUCAAGAAAGAGUGAUGAUUUGGACCUUUGUGUAGACAAUGAAUUGGGAUUUGCAAAAGAUCGUACCAUUAGCAGGUUAACCGAAAUGAAUAGCAAAGAGUACCUAGAGCAUCAUGCUUCCAUGUUUGCAGAUGAGCAGUUCUUGCAUGGUAAGGAGGAUGCUGAAUCUGCAUGAUAUAAAAGAGGAUUUGAACAUGCUUCAAACUCGGAAGGACACCUCAGAAGCCUUGGAUGAUCCAUUAUCAUAUGAUAUCUGAUUGAUGGUCGUUCUAGGAAAAAAGCAGAUGCAGAAUCAUUACAACUGAUGCUUUUAGUUGAAUAAGAUGUAAUUUAUCAUAUGUAAAGUUGGUUUCUCUUUUUGCCGUGUGCAAUAUUGCCUUGUGUUCUUCAUUGUAAGAAUUGACUUGGACUAUUCCCAAUUAAAGAUCUGAAGCUUAUUUUGCUC